GAGACCCGACUGUAAGUAACGCCCACCUCCAUCGGUCCUCCACUGUCGUUAUGGCGGAAAGAACCAACUCGAAUAUGUUAUUCGCAAAUUUCAACCAAGACUUCUCGUGCAUAUCGGUUGGAACGAGAAAGGGUUACAGUAUCACGAACUGUGAUCCAUUCGGGAGGGUUUAUACCAUGAACGACGGAGCGCGAGGAAUAGUUGAAAUGCUGUUCUGCACGAGUCUCAUUGCGCUCGUCGGUGCUGCUGAUGUGCCACAGUCGAGUCCCAGAAAGCUACAGAUCGUCAACACCAAGCGUCAAUCCAUGAUAUGCGAACUGCUCUUUCCCUCUUCAAUAUUGGCAGUCAAGAUGAACCGAAAAACCCUUGUCAUCGUUCUCGAGCUGGAAAUCUACAUCUACGACAUAUCGAAUAUGAGACUGUUGCAUGUCAUUGAGACGACGCCGAAUCCAGAUGCCAUAUGUGCACUAUCACCGUCUACAGACAACUCUUACCUUGCAUACCCUUCCCCCGUUCCCUCACCUACAUCACCCCUCUCCACCCAACCAGGUUCUUCAUCUUCAUCUUCCCAUCCUUCGCCUCCAACAUCUUCACCCUCAUCAACCUCAAGCCAAUCUGGAGACGUUCUCCUCUUCUCUACUCGUUCUCUCACAGUAGCCAACGUGAUACAAGCACACAAAGCUCCUAUAUCGUUCUUAUCACUCUCUUCGAAUGGAACGUUACUCGCGACAUCAUCAGAAAAGGGAACCGUGAUUCGUGUAUGGUCCGUACCGGGUGCGGAAAAACUUUAUCAGUUCAGGAGAGGGACUAGGGAAGCGAAAAUCUAUUCGAUGAACUUCAACUCUGUGGGGUCUUUAUUGGCGGUCAGCUCGGCGCACGAUACAGUGCAUAUAUUCAAAUUAGGAGGCAAAGGUGGUGGUAGUGGAGGAGUAAAUGGUAUUAAAGAGGGUGCAGGUGCUACGAGUCCAUCAUCGGCUUCGGUGGAUUCUGUUGAUGAACCUGAUGGAGGAGGGGGAGGGUAUGAAGCGUUUAUAGAGAAGAAGAAGAGUGGUGGUGUUUCUUCCACACUCCGCCGGAGAUCACUCCAGGUCACAAAGUCGCUUUCACACUCAAUGGGCGGAUACCUCCCCAACUCGAUCACGGAGAUGUGGGAGCCAUCGAGGGAUUUUGCAUUCUUGCGGUUACCAACUAGCGGGGUGAGAUGUGUGGUGGCCCUGAGUGGGACGAUGCCUCAGGUAAUGGUCAUCUCGUCGGAAGGCUACUUUUAUUCGUACAGCAUCGAUCUUGAGAAGGGUGGGGAGUGUGCGUUGACGAAACAGUACAGUUUGCUGGAUGCUGGCGAGGGAGAAGGCGAGUAGAGGGCGGCUGGAGACGUGUAGGAUUCUCGUUUCCAUCCAUCCUUCUGUACUUUCGACUUCCAACAGGACCGGUGGGCUU
This is a messenger RNA of Marasmius oreades (fairy-ring Marasmius), 1437 nucleotides long. It is a transcript of the gene ATG18, whose product is annotated as autophagy protein. The coding region runs from base 51 to 1358 and encodes 435 amino acids. NCBI's taxonomy places the organism in Eukaryota, Fungi, Basidiomycota, Agaricomycetes, Agaricales, Marasmiaceae. The transcript has 7 exons. Gene Ontology annotation, molecular function: phosphatidylinositol-3,5-bisphosphate binding; protein binding; phosphatidylinositol-3-phosphate binding. Gene Ontology annotation, cellular component: extrinsic component of membrane; cytosol; phagophore assembly site membrane. The record is from RefSeq and is a predicted model, not a curated record. Gene Ontology annotation, biological process: autophagy of mitochondrion; protein lipidation; protein localization to phagophore assembly site.